Schizosaccharomyces octosporus yFS286 is the source of this 2325-nucleotide messenger RNA. RefSeq names its product TIM23 translocase complex subunit Tim44. The transcript has a single exon. Gene Ontology annotation, biological process: protein import into mitochondrial matrix. NCBI's taxonomy places the organism in Eukaryota, Fungi, Ascomycota, Schizosaccharomycetes, Schizosaccharomycetales, Schizosaccharomycetaceae. Gene Ontology annotation, molecular function: protein-folding chaperone binding. The coding region runs from base 617 to 1888 and encodes 423 amino acids. The record is from RefSeq and is a predicted model, not a curated record. Gene Ontology annotation, cellular component: mitochondrial inner membrane.
CUACAUUGGUUCUUUGAUCCACCAUAGUAUUGUAUGUUUGUAGCAAUAGACUGGGAUACCAGGCGCGGCGCUGUUAUAAAUUGUUGGUAUUAUCAUUUCAAGCUCGUAAAAUCUUCUAGUGUAAAUUCUUAUAGAAAAAGGACAACCAUGAAGUCCUUCAUCAAUGUUUUCUGUGUUUGCUCAUGGAAAGACAAAAUCCACCUUCAGCAUGGGAUAACUUGUAAUCAGCAAGGAAAGAACGAAGACUCUAAUAGAAAGGCCCAAUUCGCUCGUGGAAUCUAUCUUCAAUGCGGCAAUUCCUUCUGUUUCCUGUUACAGUGCAUGCAAAGGUAAUCGCACUAUGAACGUUGUUGCCAGCGUCCUGUACAUGAAUGUUCCUUUUUCUUCUAGUUUAGUAAUUCUUUUUUGAACAAAAAAGAACAGAGGGGCGAUCACAUCCAACAUACCUCGGUGGCCAUCUUGCCCUAUGAAAUGGCCCCAUCAGUUGGCACACUUCUCCUUCACGUCCACCAUACCCUAUCCGUCCGACAAAUACCAGUUUGUCGAAAAAGGCUCUUCUUUGGAGUCCUUUCAAAUUGUUCUUUCGUUUAAUAACACCUCAAAGUAAAAAUUUCAGAUGAUCGUCUCACGAAGGAUGGUUCGUGGCCGUUAUGGCUCAAAACUGUUGGAACGCUCUUUGCAAACGUCCGCUUCAAACCGAAAUGCUGGACCACAAUCUCCUAUAAAAGUUUUUAUGGACACAUUUCGUUCUGAAUUAAAAAAAAGUCAGGACUUUCAAAACAGUGUGAAGGCGCUCCAAGAUAGUUCUGGCAACUUGGGCGAAAGCGAUGCUUUUAAGCGCGCCCGCGACGCCUAUAGUAAAGCUCGUCAAGGAACAUCGGUCGCUUCAAAAACUAUAGGAAAGGCAGGUUCUGCCCUUGGUAGUGGAGCGCAUAAAGCUUGGGAAAGUGCUCCUAUGCGUUUCUCUCGUAAGGUCAUUGCAGGCACUACCGACAGCGUAACAAGUGGCGUGGACAAAGCUACUCAGCCUGUGCGUAAAACCGCUCUUUAUAAGACAGUAAAAAGCACCAUGUCAGAUGGUAGUACCUCAUCUCGAUAUGGAUUUUACGCCGAUAAGGAACAACGCAAAAAGCUUCGCGAAGAAUUUGAAAAGAAAACCCACAUGUUUGGUCGUUCGGCUAAAAUACAACCAAAUGACGAUGUACAAAGUGUGGUCGUACAUACGAAUCCUUCCUGGAAGAACAAGGUGGACCAGAUUACUAGUGAAUCGAAGUUUGUCCGUAAGCUUCAAGAAUUUAGAAGAAUUUACGAAGAAUCUGAGCAUCCCAUUAUUUCUUCAAUUCGUGAUUUGGCUGAUAGCAUCAGUGGAACUUGGUCUCGCAUGUUUUCGGAAACCGAGGCUUCGCAAGUAAUGACUCGUUUUAAGGAGAUAGAUCCCGCUUUUAAUCUCGAGCAUUUCUUGCAAUAUUUGCGGGAGUACGUGGUUCCCGAAGUAACGGAGGCCUAUGUGAAAGGCGAUAAGGAAGUUUUGCGAACCUGGUUUUCUGAGGCUCCUUUUUCCGUAUAUGAAACCACUACAAAGGAGUACGCCAAGCAUGGAAUUGUAAGCGUCGGAAGAAUUUUGGACAUCCGUGGCGUCGACAUCAUGUCGCAAAGACUUUUACAACCAAGCAACGUUCCUGUCCUCGUUGUCACUUUCCGCACUCAAGAAGUUCACAUGUUCAAGAAUGCUCUGAGCGGCGAAUUGGUUGCCGGUCGUGAAGAUCGUAUCCAACAAUGUACAUAUGCCGCUGUGCUCACUCGUAUUGAAGAAGACCUGGAUAAUAAGGAAACGAGAGGCUGGUGUAUAGUUGAUUUUGCUCGUGCUCGUGCCGUCGACUAUUUCUAAUCUAAACGAAUUUUCGAAAACGUCUAAGUUUACAAUAGCUUCCUUUUUUCGAUACGUUUGCAUAUUCUUCCGGCAUGGAUGCCGAUCCGCAUAUGUUUUGAUCCCUUUAUACAUAAUUUUUUGUUACUCAUUUUCACCUAAAAACCCGUUCAACACUUGACUCGGAUAAUACGUUUCUCUACUAAUACAAAGCUACAUUAUUAUAAGAAUGGAUGGUCUUGUAAUGAUAGCUAUUCCAAAAAAAAAAGAAAUACUUUUUUUUGGUGUUUUGUUGUACUUUACUUGUAUUCGCCCGCAGAUUUAUUUUUCUUCGUAUAUGCCUAAUUUAUAUGAUUUCGAAUCUUGGGGAAGUAUUUUGUCAAUCUACAUUGAAACCAUUGACACAAAAAACUUAAAAGUAGCUAGCCGUGAAGUCAAUUUUGAUCAUAACUCCAUCU